Penicillium paradoxum is the source of this 1386-nucleotide messenger RNA. RefSeq lists its product as uncharacterized. The coding region runs from base 1 to 1386 and encodes 461 amino acids. The record is from RefSeq and is a predicted model, not a curated record. The transcript is spliced from 2 exons. Lineage: Eukaryota; Fungi; Ascomycota; Eurotiomycetes; Eurotiales; Aspergillaceae.
AUGUUGAAUCAACAUCGUGUGCUGGAGCCUCAAAUGCCUUCUAGCGGAGAUCCAGUAUACACGUCGCUUCAGUCUCAAGUUGCGCCUGCGACUGCCUAUUCCCAGAGCGUGUCGCCCUUUACGGCAAAUCCGAAUGUCAACGGCACUCUGUCAAGCAAGGACAGUUCGUACUGCGACUCUGAUCGUGCGACUCUCGAUCAAUUCGAUGAGCCCUUGACGACUCGUACAGCUGAAGCACAUACUAGCCUCCUUCAUCCAACCCCAAGGAGCGGCAUGUGCAUGAUGGCCCACAAUUUGCAAUUCCUGCCGAGCAGUGAGGAAAUCCCUUCUCUGUCGCCUUUUGGGCUCCCGGAUACACCCAUUGGCGAAGAGUCUCUCCACAGUCAUCCCCAUAUCCCACAACCCUCCGACUACAACAUGGCGUCCUCAUCUUUCGACUCUCAUCUGCAGAGGUCACAACUGGCGCCACCCAGUUCCUCGCCAGAGAUGAAGCCUCUCGGUUAUGACCAGGCUGCACCAUGGGCCGCAUGGAAGCCAGAUACCACAACAGACAUCUGGUACCCUGCUCGAGUCUCCAACGGAUUACCAGACGAUAACAGCUGGCAAAACCAACACUCUUACUCUUUACCCUGGUCUGGAAACAAUCCUUCAUAUCCUCACCUAGAAGAAUUCAACAGCCAUGAGAGCAACAACUACGGAAUGGGGGAUGGAAUCCCCCUGUCAUCUUUUGGCCGGACCAUUGCUUUCCCAUCAUUUUCACCCAUAGCUCACCCAUCCUACGCAGCAGCCCCUGUAUCACAGAUGGGCUCAGCUGGGCUCACUCACGGAUACCCCCUUCCACCACAGCCAACUCAUCUUGCAUCCACCCAACCCAUGUAUUCGGACACGGACCUCGGGUCCCCGAAUCAAAAUACCGCCAAUAGCCUCAGCCCAUCCUCCUUCACCCCCUCCACAGAAGAGGGCACCUCCCCCCAACAAGUCGGAGAAGGCUCAGGCAUUGAGGCAGAUCCAAACUACACAAACGAGCGUAACGCCUUCCUUAUCGACUGCAAGCGCCGCGGACUAUCAUACAAGGCCAUCAAGCGAGUGGGAGGGUUUAAGGAGGCGGAGUCUACCCUACGGGGACGGUACCGCACUCUCACCAAAGCAAAGGAACAGCGCGUGCGCAAACCUCAAUGGCGAGACAAGGACGUUAGACUUCUCUGUGAAGGUGUCAAGCUCCACGCUGAGACCCCAUCCACAUACAGCCCUCUGAACAUCAACGAGCCGCCAAAGGUAUCGUGGAAGAAAGUCGCUGAGCAUAUUAAGGCUAAUGGAGGAUCUUACCACUUCGGAAAUGCGACUUGCAAGAAGAAGUGGUGUGAUCUCCAUGGAAUCACCCGCUGA